Molecule: messenger RNA, 936 nt
Organism: Lingula anatina
Lineage: Eukaryota; Metazoa; Brachiopoda; Lingulata; Lingulida; Lingulidae
Product: UPAR/Ly6 domain-containing protein qvr
Biological process (GO): sleep; positive regulation of voltage-gated potassium channel activity; regulation of synaptic transmission, cholinergic
Source: RefSeq, a predicted model, not a curated record
UUCAUUCCGGAAUUCAAACAGGUAGCAUCAACGUAGAGUUCGCACAGACCUACGUCAUAACUUUGGCAGCCUCUCAGUAUUUCAAAGAUCAAAUACCUGCAGUUGCCGUAAGGUUUCUUUAGCAUGUUUCAGGGCGGUCUCGUUGCGAGCAUUGCUUCUAAACGGCUUCGAAUGAACUGAGUAUUGAUGGGUAAAGUAGAUGAUUGAUAACGGCUUAUUCACUUGUGAAUAUCAUUAUUGACUAUGUUAUUUAGGUGACUUUUUCAAUAUUGAACUUUGUACCAGUGAUCGAGCUGCUGAAUUCUCAAGUGGUAAAUCACCCAUGGGAAUAAGUGUGAUCCACUGCUGCUGUUUUAUCGCAUUAUUAGUGCCAGUCUGUGCUGUGAUGUGCUACCAGUGCAAGGAGAGCCGAUAUGCAGCGUGCAGCGACACAUUUGACGUUCACAACAACAGCACUCUAAUACAGAUUGUACAAUGUAAUGAAGGAUGCAUGAAGUGGGUAGUAUAUCAUGACAGUGGUAGCCAAACUGUAGAAAGAGGUUGUGCUGCUCAAAGAACAUUUGAAGAUCGGUGUUCACAUGAAGUGCAAGAGCAACUCCAUGGCAGCCAUUGUUACUGUUCACAAGACCUGUGCAACCAAAGCAGUAUUCCUCUAACAAACUCCUGGAUCAUUCUUCUACCUUUACUUGGAAUAGAAAUAAUUUCAAGACACAUUUAAGGAAAGCUUUAUUUUGGAGCAUCUAUCUUUUUAUGAGGCAGGCUACAGAAAAAUUACAGAUGGGAACCACUGAAACACAAAACAUGUGGAUGUUAUCAUGUUGGCGUUCAGCUGCACUAAUUAAAAAAUUGUUUCUCAUGUUGCUAAUGGAUUAAAUAUUGUACAUUAAAAAAAAAAAAAAAAGAAAAGAGAUAUGAAUAAAUUAUAAUGAAACUCCA